UGUACUUUUUACUGUUCUAUUUGGAAACUUUUAAGAAGUAAUGAAUAUGUUGUCUGUGAAAAAACGGCAACACCGAUUCUAACUUGUGUCCAAGAUUCUUCAAUUGAAGGACAUGAAAAACAAAAAUAUCCAAACAAGUUUUGCCUUUGGCUGUGUUCUACGUUCUACUUUCUACUACGUAUCAGUGAUGAAAUAUGGAACGGUGUUUCUCGUGCAUGCGCGCCCAGAAUGACAGUAACGUAACCUAUGGUCGGGGAGAAGGUAGUAAAGCAGCGACCAAGACCUGAUAAGUGCACUACGAAUUUUUGAUGCACGGUGAUCAAGGUACCCCAUUUUAUCGAAAGAUUUACGUACUUCACUGAUGGUAAAUUCGAUGCGCAUGCGUGAUAAAACCAGUUCCAUAUCUAAUAUUAGACAUAAAACACGUUCCAUAUCUUAUCAUUGACUGCGUGACACUACGUGUGUUCCUGGCUGAAAACUAAACAUACAGCGAUGAUGGACCAGGAGGAACAGGUCCGUAAAUAUGGAAUAUCUCAACUUAAUGUGGAAAUUUUGUUUAUUCUGAUUUUAUCCCUCUUGUAAAAUUAUUUUCUCGGUUACUUAAUCCUUUAUGACAUGGUUAGCGUACAUUUGACAAUUCUGACUCAAGAUGGAGAUUUCUAGUAAUAACCUGUUAAUUAAUGAAAAACGAUCAGUUCAGGCUCUGUACACGUUCUAGAGCCAGGCAUUUACGUAGAAAGCGAAUGCACGAUGCCCGUAGGGCUGAAAAGCAACAAGAUUGUUCAUUUAAUGGGAUAGAUGUUGAAUCUGACUGUAAAAAUUCAUUAUCUAUUACUGAAAUAGUCAGUAAUCAAGAAGUUUCUGCUGAAAAUGAUACAGAGGAUACACAAACAAUAACUAAGUCCAAAGCUCGCAGAUUAAGGAAAAAGAAUAAAAAUAAAUUGGAAGAAAGCAUUUGUCCCUAUUCUUACUAUUCUGCCAAUUCACCUCUUGCACCACUUCUGAAAUGUUUUAGAACAGAGAGUUUUUGUUAUCCAUGUUCUUGUAACAAACAUAUGAAACAAAGGGACGCUGAAAUUUAUAGUAAUUAUUUGGUGGCAAAUGUAUUUAGUGAUCCGUUCCAAAGGAUUAAAAAGGUGAUCAACAAUAUAGACAAUUUAUCCGAACGAGAUAGUAAUGCAUUGAAAUCCUUUGGAUUUCCUAAAGAAUACUUUUCUAGGUGUCUGAAAUCAAUUUUACAAGAACAAUUGGAAACUAAGGUAGUUACAGAUCCAAUUAUAAGUUCAGAAAAUAAUACACCUGACUUGAAUUCUUUGCAAACAGAAAUUUUAGGCUCUAAAGAACAAUUACCUAUGAUACAAAAUAAUAAUAACUCGUCAAAUAUAACUUCUUCGUUAGAUAACAUUGAACUUGAUAAAUUAGGAUCUACAUCAUUAUCAAAUUCGCCGAUUGCUACAAAAAUGACUGAAAAUAAAAUGAAUAUUUCGGAAAAAACUCGAGAGGAAGUGAAAAACGAACGAGCAGCAAAAAAGGCAGCUAAGGCGCUUGCCAAAGCGAAAGCAAAAACAGAUAAGGUACAAACUAAAGCUGAUUCCAGCAACAAAUCUGCAUCCACCGAUAGUACUAAUGAUGAAAAGACUAUUGAAAUACCAGACAGUGCAUCUAGCGAAAAUGUCCAGAAUAAAAUACCCCCAAGUCAUAAGACUAAUACAUGCGCGAAAAAUGCACCAGUAGAAACUAAUGUUGAAGGGAGAAGCAAAGCAGAAUUACGUGCUGAAAGGAGAGCGAAACAGGAGGCGCAAAGAGCUGUCAAACAACAGGUCCUGCAUGAGAAAACUAAAGUGAAGACUAAAGAAAACGAAGAAAGUAAGGUUUCCGUAGUGCAUCAGAUUGCAGUUCCAGCUGACUGUGCAAAGAAACCUACAAUGCCUAAAAAAUCUAGUUUAAAAGAAAAUACUCAUGAAAUCAAUCUUUUCAAGCAUUUGUACCAUGAAAGAGAGCAAGCCAUCGUCAAUGUUCUUCCAGUAAAUUCACACAUACACCCGAAAAUAGUCAGAUUAGGUGCACAGUAUGCCCAAAAAGUGAUAGUUGGCAGUAAUGCGAGAUGUGUAGCUCUCUUGGCCGCUGUGAAAGAGCUUAUUCAAGAUUUCGAACGACCAUCACAGGCUGACUUUAUCAGAGGUCUCGAAUCAAGUUUGUUAGAAUCAAUGGCUUACUUGCAUCACUGUAGACCAUCGGCUGUUUCUAUGCAGAAUGCGUUGAGGCAUCUAUUGAGACAAAUGACACAGCUAUCUUCUGCGUUAUCCGAUGCGGAUGCAAAAUGUAAAUUGCUCAAUGUGAUAGAUACUUACAUACGCGAACAAAUACAGCUCGCUGAUGAUGCGAUAUCAUUGACCAUUCAGCAAAAAGUGUCUAAUGGGGACGUUAUCUUGACGUAUGGCUACUCGUCUUUGAUUCAUAAAAUCCUGUUAGACGCGCAUACGGCAGAGAAACAGUUCCGUGUCAUAGUUGUGGAUGGAAGGCCUUGGUUAGAAGGAAGGGAACAGCUCAGACGUUUAGCACAGCACGGCAUCGAGUGCUCCUAUAUUCUAAUUAAUGCUCUAAGCUACGUAAUGCCAGAAGUGAGUAAAGUCUUCCUGGGUGCUCAUGCAAUAUUGGCCAAUGGCGCUGUCAUGUCGAGGGCUGGUACCGCACAAGUUGCUCUGAUGGCGAGAGCCUUUAAUAUCCCAGUUCUGGUGGCUUGCGAAACCCACAAAUCCUAUGAGCGUGUACAGACGGAUUCUAUUGUUUAUAAUGAACUAGGUAACGCGAAUGAACUUGCGCAGGGAUGCGGCUCAAAAAAAUGUCAGCUGACCAAUUGGAAAACGAAGAAGUCCUUAAAUCUUUUAAAUAUUACCUACGAUGUCACACCAGCUGAUCUGGUUACAGCUGUUGUUACGGAAUUAGCGAUUUUACCCUGCACCAGUGUCCCUGUGAUUUUACGAAUCAAACCGUCUGAGAUUUAAUUCUUCACAAUAAUUAAUUAUAUAGUAUGUAAUACUAAAUGUUCUAUAAUCAAAUAUUUCGAGAACUAA
Messenger RNA from Megalopta genalis, 3074 nucleotides. RefSeq names its product eukaryotic translation initiation factor 2B subunit delta (gene eIF2Bdelta). The record is from RefSeq and is a predicted model, not a curated record. Lineage: Eukaryota; Metazoa; Arthropoda; Insecta; Hymenoptera; Halictidae.